Messenger RNA from Anopheles nili, 2263 nucleotides. RefSeq names its product phosphatidylinositol-binding clathrin assembly protein LAP (gene lap). Gene Ontology annotation, molecular function: phosphatidylinositol-4,5-bisphosphate binding; clathrin heavy chain binding; SNARE binding. Gene Ontology annotation, biological process: synaptic vesicle budding from presynaptic endocytic zone membrane; clathrin coat assembly; clathrin-dependent endocytosis. The transcript has 14 exons. Bases 1 to 2040 code for a protein of 679 amino acids. The record is from RefSeq and is a predicted model, not a curated record. Lineage: Eukaryota; Metazoa; Arthropoda; Insecta; Diptera; Culicidae. Gene Ontology annotation, cellular component: synaptic vesicle; clathrin-coated pit; clathrin-coated vesicle.
AUGGCUGGCCAAACGAUCAAUGACAGGUUGCUGGCUGCACGGCACAGCCUUGCUGGACAAGGACUGGCAAAAUCUGUGUGCAAGGCCACGACAGAAGAAAUGAUUGGACCGAAGAAAAAACAUCUCGAUUAUUUGGUACACUGCACCAACGAACCGAACGUAUCGAUUCCUCAUCUUGCCACAUUGCUUAUCGAACGGUCUCAGAAUGCCAACUGGGUCGUGGUAUAUAAAGCACUUAUCACAACCCAUCAUAUGCUGGCUUAUGGUAACGAGCGAUUUAUUCAAUACUUGGCAUCAAGCAAUUCAUCUUUCCAGUUGAAUAAUUUCCUCGACAAGGGCGGCGUGCAAGGUGCCGUUGGUGCUCGCAUGGGCUAUGAUAUGUCACCAUUUAUACGACGCUACGCAAAAUAUCUGAAUGAGAAGGCGCUAUCGUAUCGCACGGUGGCAUUUGAUUUUUGCAAAAUGAAACGUGGAAAGGAGGAAGGCUCUCUGCGAGUGAUGUAUGCCGACAAGCUACUCAAAACAUUGCCUAUUUUACAAGCUCAGUUGGACUCGCUACUAGAGUUCGACUGCACGGCCAAUGAUCUCACGAAUGGAGUUAUCAAUAUGUGCUUCAUGCUGUUAUUCCGUGAUUUGAUACGACUGUUUGCUUGUUAUAACGAUGGCAUCAUUAAUCUACUCGAAAAGUAUUUCGACAUGAAUAAGAAACAGUGCCGUGAUGCGUUGGAUCUGUACAAAAAGUUUCUCACACGAAUGGAUCGUGUCGGAGAAUUUCUCAAGGUUGCCGAGAACGUUGGCAUUGAUAAAGGUGAUCUUCCUGAUCUAACCAAAGCACCUAGCUCUCUGCUAGAUGCGCUUGAGCAACAUUUGCUGGCACUGGAAGGCAAAAAGGGGUCAGCCGCAAACACACCUACACAAACGGCAAGCAAUCAAAAGAAUGUUAAAAGUGGAGUUAAUGCUCUUACGUCAACUAGCUCUUCCUUCGGAAUAGUGGCAGAAUCGGCAAAAUUCGAUAGUCCCACAAAUGGUAUGAUCGACGAAAGCCUGAAGGCCCAGGUGCUUGCUGAAGAGGAGGCUGCAAUGAAUCAAUACAAGUCGAAGGUAUCUUCCCCGACUUCGGCAACAGCAAUAACAAAUCCGUUCCUGUCGUCUCCAACUGCUAGUCAAAACAACAUCGUUGAUCUGUUCGAGGCACCCAAACAACAAGCGCUAGAUCAACAAGCUGCAGUCGGUUCGUCUAAGGCUUCCGAUGAUUUGCUUCAACUUGGCAAUCCAUUUGCGGAUGUUUUUGCCGCGCCAGCAGCAUCGAGCACUGUGCCAGUAGCAUCUACGAACGCCUUUGGAGCCGGUAAUAAUUGGAUGGGAAAUGGAGGCUUCAAUGGAAGUAUGACUUCGGCGAAUGUACCCGGAAUGGCAGGGCAAGUAGUGCCGGGAAGCGAUUCCAACACCUUCGUCUCGGACAACAAUUUCACGUCAGUUUUUGGUGGUCUAGAACAAAAUGGAUCUAGUGCAGCUCCGGUUGCCGCAGCUCAACCAGGAAAAGUGUUGACAGGAGAUUUGGAUAGUUCUUUGGCUUCGUUAGCUGAAAGUCUGACUAUAAAUAAGUCAAACUGUGGAAAAAAUAUUCAGUGGAGCUCGCCGAAGACAUCCGCCAAGACUGGUUCUGCGGGAUGGUCGCCUCAACCACAACCGGCCACAAAUCAGACUGGCUACAAACCAAUGGCACAAGGUAUGGCUGUUUUUCCAGUUCCUAGCACAAUACAUCCCAGCACGCACACUUCCCUUCCCGUAGUGCCAGGAUAUUACAUACAGCAAGGAAUGACUCAGAUUAGGCCGAUGAUGGGUGCUACCAUGUCUGGUGCAAAUCCUGCGAUGGUCCCAGGAAUGGUUGCUCCUGGUAUGGCGUCUCAACAACCGGUUCUUACUAGUCAACAGUCGAUGCAUAUGCAACCAGUAGCAAUGCAACAAGCUACACCUGCAAUGGCACCAAACGUUGCUACGGCAGGAAAUAUUCAGUUGGAUCCAUUCGGAGCGCUCUAAGCAAUUUUGUUGUUGUUGUUAAGACGAACAUACGGUGUAGAUGUACUCGCGUAUAUACAUAUACUAUUAUUACGUACUGUAGAACAAGAGUAAUGAUUGAUUGUAACGGUUAUGAAUUCAAUUAGGAAUAUAUAUUGGAAAGACAUGUUGCAAAACAACAUACAAAGAAUUGUGAAACGACGCUAAACAAUGAAAAUAAGAAAAGAGAAUUAGAGUAUGCAGA